AAAUUUGGAAUAGAUUUCAAGUCUAUGAAAACUGGCAAGUUGUAAUUUUAUAUUUGGCAAUACUAUUCUCCAGAUUUGUGUGUGCCGGCAUCGCACGUGAACGUGUCGCAAAAUCUCAAUAAAUUAGUGAAAUCAUCAUGACGGACGAAUAUUUCUAUGGUGCUACUCUUUCCGCGUCACAUCAGUCUGAGACAUGGGACCCGGAGGCAAAAGCGGAAUACCCGCGCAGCAACAAACUGCUCAUCCGCCAGGCGUUACUAGGACCAGAUGCAAAGGCCGAUGAAUUAAAUGUUGUUCAGGUGGAGACAAUGUCACUCCAGGACUCUGUCAAGAUACCAGUGGCGGUGUUGAAGGCAGGCGAGACGAGGCAUGCACGCCUCGACAUCGAAUUCCCAGAUGCACCAGUCACGUUCACACUCAUACAGGGUUCAGGGCCUGUCCACUUGAUUGGUCAGCAUCUUCUGGGCGCACUUGUUGAUGAAUUUGAAGAAAUGGAGGAAAUGGAAGAGGAGAUGCUAGAUGAAGAAGAAGGUGAUGACUCUCAGUUUAAGGAUGAUGAGAAUAAAAGGAAAGCAUCAGCAGGCAAGCGCAAGACGAAUGAGGAUGAGGAUGAUGAGGAGGGUGAACCCAAGGGCAAGAAGGCGAAAAUGUCAAACAACGCCAAAGGUAAAGCUCCGUCUCCCAAGAAGAACGCCAAGAAGUGAAGUGUCGGGGUCGCCAGCGCCGCCUCGCCCGCUCUCCGCUGUCCGCGCCCGCCGCCGCCUUCUGCCUCCACUCGGAUAGACCAAUUCCGCUUAAGACUGACUACAUGCUCGAUGGGUAAAUUUAUAAGUAUUGGAAUGGCUAGUGUAACUUGGAAGUUGGUUUGUGAUGAACUGAUGCCACACUCGCGCCGGUCGGGCGCUGGGCGGAGAGCGGGCGCCGCCGGGCGCAUCUCUUAGUUGUAACUGCAUAGUGUGGUAACUGAGCCUAGGUUAGCGUUGUAUCGACUCGCGUGAUUGAGAGCGUGCGUGGACGUGUGAGUAUGUGUGAUAGUUACUUACCGAUCGAGGUAUCUGCACACUGAUCGAUCCAAUCCUAUGUGGUUACCGCAGAUCGAAUGUGAUGUUUCACAGAUUUUUUUUCUAUACGAUUUUUUUUCCAUUCCUUACUGUGGUAUAGUGUUAUGGAUGUCAAAUUUAAUAUUACUAUAGUCUUAAAUUCACACAGAUGUAUUUUUAAGUUAAGACAUAGUUAAGCAUAAUCAGUGUACUAUAUAUAAGACAUUGAAUCGAGUAGCGCCGGUCGACAUUAUUGAACUUGGUAACGAUUUGAACGAUUUCUCAUUUCAGAAUGAAAACUGAUAAUCUUAUUAUAGUUUGUUUGUACAUAUACAUAUAAAAACAUAAGAAUGGUAACAAUAAAAUUAAACAUUUCUAAACAUU
Molecule: messenger RNA, 1424 nt
Organism: Galleria mellonella (greater wax moth)
Lineage: Eukaryota; Metazoa; Arthropoda; Insecta; Lepidoptera; Pyralidae
Product: nucleoplasmin-like protein
Exons: 6
Coding region: 138-704 (188 amino acids)
Biological process (GO): chromatin remodeling
Cellular component (GO): nucleolus; nucleoplasm; cytoplasm
Molecular function (GO): histone binding; RNA binding; chromatin binding
Source: RefSeq, a predicted model, not a curated record